AUGAAUGUCCUACUCAAAGGUAUGAAAUAAUUGAGUUACCGCCCUUCAUUUCAAUAUUGGCUUAGUGCUCAUCCAACUACCAAAAGCAUAUCCUAAUUGAGUCCAAGAUAAUUAUUGGACACAGCCUUAAUUAAAAGAAUCUGUCAAAAGCAAAUCCCAAAACAUACUAUUAUGAGUCAAUUUUGUCUUUGGCAUGGCAAAUAACCUAAAUCAGGAAACCAGACUUGUUUUUCAGAAAAGAAAACUCGACGAUCUUGGAUGCCCAAUGUUCAAAAAUAAACUUAUGAAUCCUUAAUUUUAGGAAGAAAAAUACAUGUUAAAGUUACUACAAAGACAAUGAAAUGUAUUCGAAAGGCUGGCAGCUUUGAUAAUUAUGUUUUAUUGACUAAACCUUAAGAUUUAGAUUCUAUUUAUGGUGAAUAUUUAAGAAAAUUGAUGCUUACUAAAGUUAAUGACCCUUCUUUUGAGAUACCACACGUUUUAAAAGCUCGGCCUCACAAAUACUCAAGAAGAGCACAACGAUUUAGCAGAAGACCUGCAAUUGUAUGGCAUCCACCUGAAAUCAGACAUAAAGAUUUGACAUUUUUGAAAAUAAGAACAACCAAUGAAAUGAAUCCUGAAGAAUUAAGAAAAUUAAGAGAAUAUGACUCUUUGAAAGAUAGGUUUGAAGAUAUUAAUGAUUUAUUGCAUCCUAUUUUAAAUGAAAAGUUCUUCGAGGACGAAAAAGAAUGGCCUAAAUUUGAACAAGUUGAAGGAGAGAAAGCAUUGGCUGAAUUUUUAAAGAAGAAAGAUAAGGAGAAAAUCAGACUUACAUUAAAAUCAGUUGAAGAAACACUAAGAGAAAAUAAUAAAGCAUUAGGGAUUUUUUGAUCGUCAAUUUGAUAUAGCAAUUAUAAUAAGAGACAAUAAAAGUAAUUUAUUGGAAAAA
Paramecium tetraurelia is the source of this 928-nucleotide messenger RNA. RefSeq lists its product as uncharacterized. Gene Ontology annotation, molecular function: structural constituent of ribosome. Gene Ontology annotation, cellular component: mitochondrial large ribosomal subunit. The transcript is spliced from 4 exons. The record is from RefSeq and is a predicted model, not a curated record. NCBI's taxonomy places the organism in Eukaryota, Ciliophora, Oligohymenophorea, Peniculida, Parameciidae.